GAAAAAAGAAGUAUAGAAUUAAAGAUUCAUUUAGAGAAUGAUCAGUUAAUAAUGUAUGGAUCGUCUACAGAGUCGGCUGGAUGCAUCUUAAGAGGUGUCUUGAGUUUAGAAUUGGAUAGACCUACCAAGUUACAAUCAUUAGCCUUACACUUUUAUGGUACAAUGACAGUGAGUUGGAGUCGACUGUUAGGUGGUGGCAAUGAACGAAAACAUAAAAAUCAACAAGUUUUAAUAAAUCAUACUUGGAUGUUUUUACCUGCAACACAACAAAAUAAUAAUGAUGAGAGUAUAAAUAAUGGCUUAGUGUUACUGGAAGCAGGGAAUUAUACGUAUGAAUUUGAAUUAGUUUUACCCGGAAGUUUACCGGAAUCAGCCUACGUGGCUAAAUAUUUUAUAGUUCAAUACCAAUUAAAAGCUGUUGCUGAGCGUUCGAGUUUCUUAUUACCUAAUUAUACAACCUGGAAGGAGGUACAUAUUUCAAGACAAAAGCUAUUAUCUUCAUUACUUACGACUGAUUAUUUUGAUCCAAUCUUAAUAUCCCAUCAAUGCGGGAACGAGCUUAAUUAUGCAAUAUCAAUACCUACUAAAGUUUAUAGUCCUGGCGAUACAAUUCCUAUCUCUGUUCAUUUUAUUCCAUUCACUUCUCAUUUACGAAUCAAAUAUAUAUGCUGCACUUUUAAAGAAUAUAUGACUUGCCAUGCUAUUCAUGGUCGAUUUAACGGUAAAAAUAAACUACAUGGGCGUGUUAUACAUUAUUUGCGUGAGGACUAUUAUGGACAACAGAAUGAUACACAUGAGAGAUACUUGGAAGGCUUGUGGACCUCAGUCAUAGAUAUUAAAGUUCCUAGUUCAUUAACAGAGAUACAAUGUGAUAUUGAUAAUGAUUCAGUCAAAGUUCGACAUAAAUUAAAAUUUAUAGUAUCUAUUGAAAAUAAAGAUAGGAAUAUUUCUGAAUUACGAACUAUUUUGCCUGUAGUAAUUGCUAUAGAUAACUCCGUAAAGGCAUUACCAGCGUACGGCGAGAUUUGGAACACGUUACCUUAUGAUCCAGCUCUAAUGAUGGCAUUACUUAGACAUACAAGUGAAACCUCAGCUAAUAGUAUUAUUAGGGAUAUUGGUACUAUUCGUCAUCAAUUUCCUAUUAGUAUGGCUAAUAAUUACGAGCAUAAUAUUCCUUCAUUAUUACCUUCUUAUAAUAGCAUUUUAUCCGCAUGAAAAGCAAAUAAAUAUGGCUUCAUUAAAAGUGCUCUAAAUAAAUUAGAGACGAAUUUUAUACCACUAUCUUUG
This is a messenger RNA of Cokeromyces recurvatus, 1287 nucleotides long. RefSeq lists its product as uncharacterized. Gene Ontology annotation, biological process: ubiquitin-dependent endocytosis. Gene Ontology annotation, cellular component: cytosol; cytoplasm; plasma membrane. Gene Ontology annotation, molecular function: ubiquitin protein ligase binding; protein-macromolecule adaptor activity. Lineage: Eukaryota; Fungi; Mucoromycota; Mucoromycetes; Mucorales; Mucoraceae. The record is from RefSeq and is a predicted model, not a curated record. The annotation marks the transcript as partial. The transcript has 2 exons.